GAGGCUCCCGAACCAGUCGGCCGAGGCGGCGCAGCCAGCUCCCCCGCGCCCUAUGUGAGGGAAUCGGGGAGGCCCGCGGCGCGCCGGGGAGGGCGAGGCAUGUGCACGGGCCGGAGGGUGCUGCGGCCGCCCGAGGAAGAGGAGGACGGCGGCGGCGGCGAGGAGAGCGGGGGGCUCGCAGCGGCGGGCCCGGGCCGAGGGGAUGCAGCGGACUGUGUGUGUCUGGCUGUAGCUGACGGGAGGCGGCGAGGAGGCGCCGGAGAUCCGCGAGAGGGGCGACCAGGAGGCGCGGCGGUGGCGGCCGCGAGAAGUAGCAGCAGGACGGGCGGCGGCGGCGGCGGCGGAGACGGAGACGGAGACGGCAGCCCUGAGAUGCAUUUUCCUCUCCAGCGGCCAUGUUAACCAGGAAACCUUCGGCCGCCGCUCCCGCCGCCUACCCGACCGGCCGAGGAGGGGACAGCGCCGUUCGCCAGCUUCAGGCUUCCCCGGGGCUCGGUGCGGGGGCUCCCCGGAGCGGAGUGGGGACCGGCCCGCCCUCCCCCAUCGCCCUGCCGCCGCUCCGGGCCAGCAACGCUGCCACCGCAGCCCACACGAUUGGCGGCAGUAAGCACACAAUGAAUGACCACCUACACGUCGGCAGCCACAGCCAUGGACAGAUCCAGGUUCAGCAGCUGUUUGAGGAUAACAGUAACAAGCGGACAGUGCUCACAACACAACCAAAUGGGCUUACAACGGUGGGCAAAACGGGGUUGCCGGUGGUGCCGGAGCGGCAGCUGGAGAGCAUCCACAGGCGGCAGGGGAGCUCCACCUCUCUGAAGUCUCUGGAAGGCGUGGGGAAGGUGAAAGCCAUCCCCAUGACACCCGAGCAAGCGAUGAAGCAAUACAUGCAAAAACUAAGCAGCUUCGAACACCAUGAGAUUUUCAGCUACCCUGAAAUAUACUUCUUGGGUCCAAACGCAAAGAAGCGCCAGGGCGUGACAGGCGGGCCGAACAACGGUGGCUAUGACGAUGACCAGGGAUCCUACGUGCAGGUGCCUCACGAUCACGUGGCUUACAGGUACGAGGUCCUCAAGGUCAUUGGGAAGGGGAGCUUUGGGCAGGUGGUCAAGGCCUAUGACCACAAAGUCCACCAGCACGUGGCCCUGAAGAUGGUGAGGAACGAGAAGCGUUUCCACAGGCAGGCGGCCGAGGAGAUCCGCAUCCUGGAGCACCUGCGGAAGCAGGACAAGGACAACACCAUGAACGUCAUCCACAUGCUGGAGAACUUCACCUUCCGCAACCACAUCUGCAUGACGUUCGAGCUGCUCAGCAUGAACCUCUACGAGCUCAUCAAGAAGAACAAGUUCCAGGGCUUCAGCCUGCCUUUGGUUCGCAAGUUCGCCCACUCCAUCCUGCAGUGCCUGGAUGCUUUGCACAAAAACAGGAUAAUUCACUGUGACUUGAAGCCCGAGAACAUUUUACUGAAGCAGCAGGGUAGAAGCGGGAUUAAAGUGAUUGAUUUUGGCUCCAGUUGUUACGAGCAUCAGCGGGUCUACACGUACAUCCAGUCCCGUUUUUACCGGGCCCCGGAAGUGAUCCUCGGCGCCAGGUACGGCAUGCCCAUCGACAUGUGGAGCCUGGGCUGCAUCCUAGCGGAGCUCCUGACUGGUUACCCCCUGUUGCCUGGGGAGGAUGAAGGGGACCAGCUGGCCUGUAUGAUUGAACUGCUGGGCAUGCCCUCCCAGAAACUGCUGGAUGCGUCCAAGCGAGCCAAAAAUUUUGUGAGCUCCAAGGGUUAUCCCCGUUACUGCACUGUCACGACUCUCUCAGACGGCUCCGUGGUUCUCAACGGAGGCCGUUCCCGGAGAGGGAAACUGAGGGGCCCACCGGAGAGCAGAGAGUGGGGGAAUGCACUGAAGGGGUGUGACGAUCCCCUUUUCCUUGACUUCUUAAAACAGUGUUUAGAAUGGGAUCCUGCGGUUCGCAUGACCCCUGGCCAGGCUUUGCGGCAUCCCUGGCUGAGGAGGCGGCUGCCAAAGCCUCCGACGGGGGAGAAGACGUCAGUGAAAAGGAUCACCGAGAGCACUGGUGCUAUCACAUCCAUUUCCAAGUUACCUCCACCUUCCAGCUCAGCCUCCAAACUGAGGACUAAUUUGGCACAGAUGACAGAUGCCAAUGGGAAUAUUCAGCAGAGGACAGUGUUGCCAAAACUUGUUAGCUGAGCUCAGUCCCCCGAUGCUGGUAAUUCUGAAAGAUACGACAUUGCUGAGCCUUACUGGGUUGAAAAGGAGUAGCUCAGACCUGUUUUUAUUUGCUCAAUAACUCGACUCAUUUGUAUCUUUUUGGCACUUAUUUUAAUGUAAGAAGGUUGUUUGUUUUGUUUUUAUAAAAUACAUGGGGACAAUGCUUUAAGUUUUUAUACUUUCUGAAACUUUUUGUGUUCUAAAAGUACGAUGAGCCUUACUGUAUUUAGUGUGGCAGAGUAAUAAACAUCAGUGGCAGGCCAUUGAUUAUGUCAUGACUGCCGCGCAUCUACAGAUUGGUGUCAAAGACGUUCACUAUGUGUUCAUGGUUCAUAGUAUAUUCUCCCCAAGGUGAUUGCCUCUGAAGGCCCCCCCUUCUCUCUCCACGCUUCAGGUUCAUGCACAGGUGCAACCUGUCCUGCUUCCGUUUUCCAUAAGUUACCCAGGUGGUAGUGAUGGUGGGAGGAGAAUGGUCAGGAUGAAAAUGAUAUUCUAAGAAAAACUGCACCUUAGAGAUUUUUCCCUAAAAUAGUGCUCAGAGACAAAAUAAAAUCCCCACAGUUGAAAUGCCCAGUUAGCAUUCUGACAUUCUAACGGCCGGCCAAGCAGACCUGGUGGAUGAAUGGAAACGUGUGUUCCUCCAGAUUCUCCAAUGUGAUCAGCGAGCUGUUUUGCAAAGAAGCCUUGUUUAACAAAAUUGGUUUUGCACCUAAAUUUAGAAAUGUAUUACAUGAACUGUUCCUCCCCUCUCUUUGCUCUUCUCCCUGCUGUUCUUCUUUCACCACACAUCUGUUGCUUGCAUUUAAUUCCUUUUUCUUCCUUCAAAUAUAUAUCCCAGACUCCUGAUACAGAAGAGAGACAUUUUAGCUGUGAUUAUGACCAUCUUUUCAUAUUCCACUUUAAAAAAGAACAGCCUAGCUACUUAAGGUGGGGAUUUCCAUAGUUCCAAAGACGGUUUAGCAGAUUAGACUGAGUUCACACUUUUCACGUGCCACAGUAAGGUUCUCUUAGCCUGGGAGAGCAUCAACUCUUUAAAAAGAGAGAGUUGAAAAUCCUCUUCGUGAACAGACGUCAUUGUGCUUGUUCAGCAAGGCCAAUUUUAACAACAGAUUCGAAGGAGGAAAAGUUCAGCCUCAAGUGAAAUGGUUUGAUUUGCUCUAUGCAUCAUUAGAAGAACCACAGACAUUACAUUCCUCUGUUUUAUUUUACUUUCGUUUGGAUUGCACUGAUUGUUUUUGUGGGAAUGACACUUUACCUGGAAAAGUAACUGAGAGUUAGGUAAAAGAAUAUUUUCUCCUCUGAAUAAUAAUUAUUUUCACAGUGAAAAUUUCAGUAUUUUAUCACCAAUGUAUGAGCAGUGGUAUAUAUCAAUUUCAAGGCACGUGGAAAAAAUUUUUUAGUAUGUGCAAUUUAAUAUAGAAAGAUUUCUGCCUGUUUGGACAAUAGGUUUUGGGUAGUAUAAAUUAGGAUAAAUACUCUUUUAUAUGCACAGAUAUUAUUGUAUUGAUUGCCUGUAAAUUGAUUUACGAGUACUUAAAGCAUGGUCCCCAGCGAGGCCAAGAAAGUUUCCGGUUAAGUUCUUUUAAUAUUAAUCCUACAGUUUCUCUUUUAAGAAAAAAAAGGUAGUUUUGAACAAAACACUUCACUUAUCUUGAGGCUUUGUCAGUUGAUGGUGGAGAAAAAUGCUCAGGAACUAUUACAGAUAUUUGCCAAAAAAAUCAGUAAUAAGAUUAGCUUAUUAAUAAGAUAGUGGUGUUGAUAUUUGCUUUACUAUUUAAGGGUGUCACUGAUAAAUUAAUUUAUACUUCUGUUUCUAGAAAUUAUAGCUUCUUUCCCCUAGUCAAAUUCUUUAGCCUGUUGUACACAUUUCUGUGUAAUCUGUGGAAGUGCAAUAAUGUUAGUAAGUUGCAUUUUAAAUGAUGCUCAUGUGAUGAUACCCCCCAAUCAGUGGCUUAUAGAAUUUAAAGAUUGUGUAUUUAUUAUUAAAAUUCUGGCUUAAAGGCAUAAGAAGCGGCUUUGUAAAACCACAAGCCUCCUAAGAUGGUUAGCGUCUUUAAGUCAUUAAAAUAAACAAAACAUUAAGGCUGUUUUCCCCUUCCAGUGUUCCUCUUCCAUCGUAUCCACUCUUGAGAGAUUUUCACUUUUAGUUUUAAAUAUAUGAACCUGAGCCUGCCAUUAAUAUGAAUAUCCCUAUAAAAUGAUUAUCCGUGUGAAAAUUUAUAAAUGGGCUAAUACUGCUUGUCUUCUCCCUCACCACACAAAACUGGUCCUUAAGAUGCCAACAGUGCAUUUGUGACUAUCUCUAUUCACAAAUGUAACCGGAAACUUUUAAGCCAAACUAUAAUGUGCAGCACUAUUGGGGCUCCCCCAACACCGCACCCCCUAAAUACAGGGAAAUUUCCCUUAUUCACAAGAGCCGCCAUGUUCAGUGUUUAGUGAUAGAGCUGCUUUUUAAUUCUAGCUUAGCUAUAAUGUCAAAAAAACCCAACAAAACUGUUGCAUCCUUGUGAUUUUAAAACACAAAUGAAGGGCUCCGAUAGGCUACUAGGAGUUGGCUUGGAAACAGUCCUUGGUCUCACAGGUUACCAUUGUCUAGGGAUGUCUGAGCUGUUUUCAGAUUUAGGAAGAGCACAGUGUGGUCUUGUCUUCGGUUGCGGUCUCAUCUGGCUCCGUUUCUUGCACCCCCAGAGCGUGCAUUACCACUUAAGUGUAUUGCUACAACAGUGGAACAACAGUGAUGGAAGACAGUGUAGAUUAACAGUAGAGGAGAAAUUGUGCCCUUAGUGAUAACAAUGUGCCUUUUGUUCUGAAUGCCAUGUUGUAGGGCAUGCAUUUUUUGGCCUCUUUAACUCUUUGAAUACUAGAUGGAACCCACCUCUGCAAAGAUACAUCUGUCUUAAACAUCCAGUUACUUACAGGCCUUAAUAGAAACCAUAAGGCGCGCGUCAUCGUCAGGCACCGAGAAAGGUAACCACUGGUUAGUUACACAGGGAAUUCCUAUGUUUAAGGGGUUAAAGAUGGUCUUUGUUGUAUCUUAACAUCAGACUGAUUUUUUAAACGAUAUUUUUUUUUGUUAUGCUAACACUAGACAAAAAUCAACUGUAUUUGUAAAAAUUUACCUCAAACCAUUUAAUUUUAUAGUGUGAUUAAUCCCAGGGCAUUUGGUAUGAACCAAAGUGCAUUCCUUUUAUAUGUGCCUGGCUCUAGUAAGGAUGGCCAGGGAUUUUUACAAUUUGGGUGCAAGGCACUUAAGCCACUUUUAAACUUCCUAGGUGGUUUGGAGUCAUGUGGAAGGACUCCAUCAGAAUGUUAGGAAACACUUUAGGCAUCAGUAGCAUUGGGCCAUAUUGGAAUCUUCAAAGUGUGAAUUAUUUUCAAGAGAGCAUUCAUUUUUGUAAUUUUUUUCAUCAAGAAUAUUCUGGUAAGCAGAAGACUUUAAACAAAAAACUGAUUAGGUUGGUAAAGGUUUUAAUAUUGCCCAACAUAAUGCUGUGGUAGCAUUAAAAAAAAAUAGUAUUUGUGAACUCUGUUUCUUAGGGGCUUGUACAUCUCUCUGCUAUGGACAUAGAUAAAAUGAAUUGUAACUAUACUCAGCUCAACUGCUACAGUUAUGUCUAGGCAGUGGCUUGGGUUUCUAUCGAGCAACAACUUAGACACGUGACUGUAAUAUGCUGCAACUGUGUGUACUGAAAAUAUGUGAAAAUGGUUGAAUGUGGACUGUGUAUAUAUGUAUGUAAAAAUUUCUGUGGGAUGCUGCUCUCGCCACUUAACAUGAAAUAUGUUCUAGUGGAUUUUAAUCCUAGUGGCCAGUUCUAUGAUACUGUAUGUAUUGUACAGCUGAUGACAGGAGUAAGACUGUUCAGUGAAUAUUUGUUAAAUUUUAUUGUCGUGGCCAGAGAUAAUUUCAGAAUAAAAUUUUAAUGUCCUACCUUACUUUUCUCCCCUUUUCUAACUAUAAUUUUACUCCUGAUCUAUUUCUGGUAUUAGUCUUGGUCUGGUAGCCUGGAGAGAGUUUAGAAUACAAACAUUUUUCAGCAAUCACUGAUUUUCUUUUAUUAGUUCAAUAUAAAUGUACAAAUUCCAAGUCAGAAAGACUAAAGUUUUAAUAGGUAACUCUUUCUUUUCUCAGGAUAUUCUGUUCUUCUACCUUUAGUAUUUCUGUGUUAAUUUUCCUUUUUAGAGCCUCUGCUAUGUUCUCUAUCGUAUAGAUCCAGUAUCUUGCUAGAACUUCAAAAAAACACUUUUUUUAACCAAGUUGAUAGUUAAGCUGUUGGAGCAGAGUCUAAAUUAUUUCCCACCAGUCUUCAUUCUUUCCUGUACGCAAGUCCUGGUAAAUUACUCUUCUGUGCUCUCACCACCUCCCCCAUAGGCUUUUUAAUGCUUAUGCUUUUGCAGUUCUCCUACUUGGUGGUCUCUUUGGUUCACAUUUUUGGGAGUUUUAGUGGCUCCUCUAGUCAUGGCUGGAUCAGAAAAUAAGGCCUGUGAACUGCAACUAGCUCAUGAUUUGUCAAGUUCAGUUAAUACCAAGCUAAGAGUUUACUCACAGAUGACAACAAGCAGAUGCUCUGGAAAUUUGUCAGACAUGUGCAGGGAUAUUGUGUCGACAAAUAUUUCCCACUUGUGGAAAGAACUACCUCACGUUUUUAUUUACACCCCUCCUGCCACCAACAGUCAAGGAAUUACUUAUUGUGGCUUCCUGCAGCAGAAGUGGGAUUUGCUAAAACAAGGGCGUACUGUAGGGGUUCCCAAUCCCAGACUUGGUUUUAUCAUAGCCCAGGUCAUAGACUUUCAUAAUUGCUUCUCUCGCUUCUCAGAGUUCUUACCCGGUGAAAAAAUACCAACCAACCGAGAAACCCAAUAUAUUUAGAUAUAAAUUUUUAAGAGAUGUACAUUAUGUAUAAGUUGAAAGUUGAUGCUAAAGCAGCAAUUUAAAUUUAAAAUAUCGUCCAGAUCUGGCAGAGCAGAUGAGAGUUCCCCACUCAUUCUCUAUCACCAGAUCGUCUCAAAGCUCUUUCUUAAAUUGAUGUAUGUUACAUUCUAUUUGAAUUUCUGUGCUCUUCCCUUUUGGAAUAAAUAACUACACAAAUAAAUAUUCUUGGAACCUCAAAGUUGCCUUCAAACGAGCACUGGCAGAUGUUCCUAGCUGGCAUUGGUAUUGGUCUUUUAGAGAAAAGGGAAAUCAGUUUAUUUUCUGUUUUGGAAAGAGAGCGUUGAGAGAGAGAUUUGAAGAAAGGGUAUUUGUGACUUUUCAUUGUUGUUUUAAAAAAGCUUGAAUUACACUGCGUUUCCUUUGGGCCAUUAGGCAAAUAAACCCUUGUCAUUAGUGAUGCUUAACACCUUCCAAAAUGAAAAAUGACUUGCCAGUGUGUUACACAUACAUAAGAAAACUGCAUCUUACUGCAAAGGAUUUGGUUUAUUUGUUUUGACUUUCUCUUAGUGUUUUACUGUGGUCAUAUCCUUAAUAUCUGCGCUACAUUUCAUGUGUAUGGGGGGGAAGGGACAUAAUUGCCAUUCCUUUGCAUCUCGAGGAAGUUUAAUGAGCAAACUAAUGAAUUAAUAUUCAUUCCUCCGAGGAAAGCUGACAUUUUAGGAGUAUUAAGCAGCCAUCUAUAAUAGGGAGCAGCAGGAUAUAUAAUAACUCUCACGUGUUCCAGGGCAUUGCUCCUUAUGAAGAAAGCUUCCCAGAUCUCAUGGUGUUGUAUGAACAUCAGUCCGGCCUUCUACAUCCCUGUGAGCUAUAAUUACCCUCAUUUGAUAUUUGAGGAAACUGAAGUGACUUGCUCCAAAGUGACCUUGCAAAAGCAGUUUGGGCCUCAGGUUGCAAUCAGAUAAAGAACUUUGGUCUUGGACAGUAAAAGAAAAUCCCUAAUUGUACAUCACAGCCAAAAAUUUAGAAAGGGGAGAAAAUUUGAGCUAGCAGUGGGCAUUUCUAUUAUUUGAAUAAAUUGUAUCGGUUUCCAGGAAUAUUUUUUAAAAGGGGAGAGAAACUACAAAAAAACUGAGAACUAGAGCAUCUUAGUCUCUUUUGGCUUAUUUAAUAACUAAAAUGCAUUUUGUACACACCCCUCAGUUAAUUUAAGACAGAGGGACUUAUAUUGCCAUAUGUGGGGAGAUUAAUUUACUGCAGUGGUUUUAUUCUUUAGUUUUUUGUUCUUAAAAUAUGCUUUUUACAUUUGAAUAUAUGAAAAUAUUUCUGACUUGUUACUAAAUCUCAGGGAUUAAAAGUUAAAUUUUACUGACUGUAGCAGCAGGUAAAUCUCUUAAAUUCAAACUUACUCAGGCUUCCUCUCCUUUGCCUCCCUCUUUAAGAAAAAUAGAAUGCCGGCCAGGGAAAUACAUAAAAAUUAAAAUUCCAAA
This is a messenger RNA of Globicephala melas (long-finned pilot whale), 8579 nucleotides long. It is a transcript of the gene DYRK2, whose product is annotated as dual specificity tyrosine phosphorylation regulated kinase 2. NCBI's taxonomy places the organism in Eukaryota, Metazoa, Chordata, Mammalia, Artiodactyla, Delphinidae. Gene Ontology annotation, biological process: peptidyl-serine phosphorylation; peptidyl-threonine phosphorylation. Gene Ontology annotation, cellular component: nucleus; cytoskeleton; cytoplasm. The record is from RefSeq and is a predicted model, not a curated record. Gene Ontology annotation, molecular function: ATP binding; protein serine/threonine kinase activity; protein serine/threonine/tyrosine kinase activity.